AUGUCAGCCUCGGCCUCUCCUCGCAGGACAGAGCAAUUUCUAUCAGCCGGUCUUACCCCGCUCCAGAAAUCUCUCAACCCACACAUCAUAGGGGUAAACCCUAGGUGCGGCGUGGUAGAAAUGCACUAUAAUUUUGGUACUGAUAAAUAA
Molecule: messenger RNA, 150 nt
Organism: Pyricularia oryzae 70-15
Lineage: Eukaryota; Fungi; Ascomycota; Sordariomycetes; Magnaporthales; Pyriculariaceae
Exons: 3
Coding region: 1-150 (49 amino acids)
Source: RefSeq, a predicted model, not a curated record